CGAGUACACUUCCGGUUGUUUGCUGAGCACGCACAUGAGAUGAUGACUGGCCUUGAUGCUGGAAAGCCAAGAACAGUACUGUGUAAAAGCAAUAUGUGCCAGUUUGACAAAUCAGUCGAAGAUUUGAGCUACCAUUGGCAACAGUAGUACUUCAGCAAGAUAUUCAGCUUUUUUCAGCGAUGGAAAACCUAAAGAAGAAGUUUUCCCCCACCAAACACACUGCAACUCAGAGCAGAUCCACCUUUCAUACCCCGCUGAAAACUUUCCAGUACGACGUUCAGGACUUUGGACUUCAUGCCAAGGAUUUCAUUGGCUCCUUGAGCCGCUUCAGUGGGACAGGAUCUCUCCUUGCCUUAAAGGCGCUGGAAUUGUUUAAUGGGACAGCCUACUCCGAGACUGCUGGUCAGUUUCAGUCGGCACUUGAGGAUGUCAACAUGGCCACGCAGGCAGUGACCAAUGAAGUGAGACAGGAAGUGGACACACUCAUCCAGCGCCUGGUCAACAGGCUGGAGCCCAGUAAAGAUGACCGGUCCGAGGAUAAUUUAAAGCUCCUUGCUCAAUGCUUUGUAGCAGUCGUAAGGUUGCAGUGUCAGUUCUUUUUCUCAGUUACGGAGACUUUUUCCCAAUUUUCUUCCAUCAAAGAUGUGGAAGAUAUCCUGCCUGUUCCAAAGAGACCCCCACGUUCAUUGGACAAGUUAAAAGCAGCAGACCAAUCAAAAUUAACCACUCAAAAAGACAGCCAGUCAAAAGAGAAAUCAGAAGAUAAGGGUGCUAAAAAGGCAGCUGGUGAAACCAAAGAUAAAGCAGGCACUUCCCAUGAUUCCAAGAGUGCAGCCAAUCAGAAAGCUGGACCUUCUGUGCUGCAGAACAUGUCUUCGGUACCAGUUAACUUGCCUGUUGAGAAAACAAGUCAAAGCUCAGCAGCACCUGUUCCUAAAAGUCAUCCACUGCCUGCUUUGCAAACUUCUUCCAGUUUGGAAACUGCUUCCACUCUAUCGAAUGAAGACGGACCUGGAGCUGCUGCAGCCUGCCUAAAGCUAUCACGUUCACAGAGCGUCCCUCCGCCUAAUGGCCACACGGUGUCACAAGAAGUGCUGGACAGCGUUAUCGAUUUCCUGUCAGGCAUUCGCAAACCACCUAUGCAAUCUAUCCCAGAAAUCUCACUCCAAGGUGAAGGUCACGAGGACGAUGGGAUGGACCCCUCAUCUGGUGGUGGAAGCAGUUCUGGCACUACCCCUUCCACUAUGAACAUGUCCACAUCCAGCUCAGCAGAGUUCCAGUACACCAACCCAGGGCCUCAUCGCCACUCUGAUGCUGGUCUGCAGUUCCUGGACCUUCCUCUAGACUCCUCCCGCGGCAACACCUGGCCUUCCACCAUGCACCAUAGGGGGAGCUACCCCAGUGACCUCAUGAUGGCUGCCAACCAGCAGAUGUAUCUGCCGGGAUAUGCUGCUGCCUAUACGCCAGAGCUGGAGUACAGCCAGUACAUGGCUCUGGUGUCCCAGGCAGGCCAAGAUGGGCAGUAUCUCCUGGGACCAGGGUGGGGGGCAGGGGAUGCCAAGCUGAAUAGGAGCUGGCCACCAAGCUGGUCUGGUGCCCAGGAUGACAGCAGUGAUGAGGACUCUUCUAUAGAGGAGCAGGUGGCCCUGGGAACAGAUCUGAUGAAUGCUGUCAAUGACAAGAGGAGACACAGCAGUGGUGAACACAAGUUCUCUGAUGGGACUCCACUGCUGCAUGGUGCUGGUGCCGAGGCCAGGCCCAGGAGUGUGGACGACCUUCAUAUGGAGUCCCGCUCCACCAAUACAUGGCCCCCAAAACAGGUUUGGACACGGCCAGUAUCAGCUGACCAGGUAGCUGACCUGUCUUCAAGCACUUAUGCCAGCCAGGCGGCAGACGCAGUACAACCACAGAUGUCGUGGAGCGAUGUUGUGGGGAGCAGUCGUCAGUCGCCGUGGGGAACUGGUUUGCCAUCAACUCAGUAUAUGCACCCUGCUAGCCUGCAGCAGACGUACAGCAGUGUCCCACCAGGGGGCAGCAGAGGUAGCGCACAGGGGGCAGCACAGGCAGAUGCAGGAGGUGCCAAACAACAGGUUGAGAGAAAACAGUCUGUCACUAAUGUGUCCUCAUGAGUAGGAAAAUGUUGCAAAUAGAAUGCCAUCAUCUGUGCCAUAUGCUGAUUAGUACAGAGAAGUUACAGCGUUUUUUACAAGCCCCAUCUUGGAAUGGUUAGUAAAAAAGGUUAACUACUAAACGGCUGAUACAGAUCACCAGAAAAUCACGAACUGAAAGAAAGAUGGGAGUGUUUGUUUUGUAAAAACAGAUAUUUCACCUUGUGUUGUAAAUGUGUGUUACGUUCUGUGGCUUUUGAAUCACACACUACGGUGAAAACUUCAAACAGAAUUCGGCUGUUUUUCACAGAUUGAAAUUCUCAUGUGAGCUUCCAUGAAGUAUUGAUUUAAGUGUUAUCCUUCUCCCAACUCUGACACCAUUUACGUAAAAACGAACCAGUCGUACACAAUUGAACUUUUUUUUUAUUUUUUUGUGCAUCAUAUAUAUAUAUAUGAACCACAUAAAAAGUAUAUGUCCAGUAUUGUAGCUGUUGUCUAUAGAUAUUACUCAAGCGCUGUAAUGGGAAAAAAAGCAGUUGGGCCUUUCCUAAAUAUGCAUGUCAUAAAUUUUUUCAAAAUGUUUUAAAACACCUUUUCUUUGAUAGCCAUUUCAUAAAAUUAUUUCUAUCCCCCCUUCCACUUCAGCACUUCCCUCAAUCACAUACGCACAACCACUAUGAUAUAAAAUGCAAACAUGCUUUAAAAUGCAAUGAAUAGGAUAUAAGCCAUUCCUCAUUAUUUCUAAUUAUCAUGCUAAAAUAAGAAAUAUAUAGUUUCCAUACCCCUUGUUAAAUUAUGAAACAUUCUUAAUUUUGAAUGCUCAGUUGUGAAAGAAAACAUUAGAUAAAAACAUACUAAGUACCUCAGUUGAAUACCAGUUAUCCAGUGGUUAAAUGAUUUUGCCAAUUAUCACAUAGAGAUAUGCUAAAACAGUAUUUCAUCAUUAUAUAUCACUUCACCUUAUAACAUGGAAUAAUUCUGGACAAUAUGAUUUUUAAAAAGUUAACUGGCAGUCAGACUUAACAGAUAGACAGACAGCGAGAUAAAUUGACUGGAAAAUUUAAAGUAAUAACCUAUUUUGACAGGUAGCAUGACUUAAGGAUUACCUUGGAGAGAUAUCAUACCACUGAAAUGUCAAGUGGUGAUGUCAUUUCCUAAUUAGAUAGUGAGUACAUGUACCCAAGGGGGGAAACUGACACAGUCAGGGAAUGCAAUUAGGCAAAAUGUAUGGUAUGAUUUUAAAAGCUCGGUAUUGUACAUGCUACAACAGUCAAAAAAGGUUAUUAAUGUGAUUACUUCUCCUGGGAUUAUUUGUUUGAAAACAUGUCCAGUGGAAGUGACAUGCAAUGAUCAAAUUUGUUCAGGAUUUGUUAGGUAUAAUUUAUCAACUAAUCGGUUGUCAGUGAGAAAUAUUGGGAUAAUACUCUUAACAUGGGGAAGUUCUGCUCUUCCCAUCACGUAAGGAUGCAGAAUUUUAACGGGGGGUAUGUAAUGAGUGCCGCAAUACAGCUACAUUGAGAUCAUCAUUCAGUGUAGUGCAGAAAUAAAAGAUGUGUCACAUUUUGUUUUCAUGUGUUUCCCUUGUAAGUUGUGAAUGCUGUGUCAUUGAUGAUAAUGCAGGAUUUGAAGUAAAGAUAAUGCAUGUUUUGAGGUUAAGGGAUUACCACAGAUGUAAACGUGUAAAAGGAAAUACAAUACUUAAAAGUGAAGUCUCGCCAUAUUUUUACUUUUAUACCAGGUAUAAGAUUUAAUGUUUGCAUGUACCACUGUCAUUAUAUAAGCAAUAAAAUCUGUUAAUAGUAAAUGUAGCAUUUGUGCAUCCACUAUAUAUGUGGAUUUAGGAAAUAUUUACUAGUUUCUUGAGAAUUGUGAAGACUUACAUAAGAACUUGUUUCAAAUUGUUGGGUUUUUAUUACAAGCUGUAUUUACAAUAUUUUUAGCAGUAUGUUAUUGACCAAAAAUCCAAAAGCAAAGGCACAAGUCCUGACAUCUUAAUUUCCAAAGUUUUUGCUCAUGACAAGGGUUGUAUCGUCCACACUGGUGCACAGUCAUCACACAAAUCUUUCGAGUGCUUGUCUGUGGUUUUACUUUUUCAUUCAAAGUCAUUUGUAGACACUCACAUACGUGUACUUUCUGGUGCAAAGCCAACCAACUUUUCGGAACUUCAGAAUUUGCAUAAUUUUGGGUUUGUGAACAAAAUUCUUGUUCCCUGAAAAUGGUUAUUUCAUGUUGUGAUUUAUUAUAGUAGGUAAUUACUGUAUCACAAUGCAGGGGUGUUUUUUCUUCUGUGAAAUUGAGAAAUAUUGAAUUUCUUUAGUUUAUCAGCAAUUAGGUAGAAAUGCAAUUUUGCACAGAAUUGAGGUCAGUUGAUUCUUUUUCCUCUCUUUAUGAAGAAAACAAUAAAAAUAAUUAUUAUUAUUUGGAAGCAUUCAGAUAUUUGUGCACAAAUGGCUAUCUAAUCACAUGAAAAAAGCACUGUUGCUUGAAGUUAUUUCUGAAAUGUAUGUGGGAACCACCAAAAUGAAUUUUCACAGCCAACACUCCUAUGAAUUGUACUAAUAAUAGUAAAUGUAUUGUUACCAAUACCUGCUACUGAAAUUAGAUAUUUCAGUUUAUUGUGUUUUUUAAGGAAUGUUAAAGUAAUGUCCUUGCCCUGUUGUUUAUGAUAAGUAGGUAUAAUGGUUAUGAAAUAUAAAUGGUGUAUUCAUUGAAAGCUUUUGAAAUAUCUGUGUAACUGCAUGCCACAGUAUUAAGUAUUAAUGACAAAAAUAAAACAUUACCAUAUUA
Messenger RNA from Lingula anatina, 4895 nucleotides. RefSeq lists its product as uncharacterized. NCBI's taxonomy places the organism in Eukaryota, Metazoa, Brachiopoda, Lingulata, Lingulida, Lingulidae. The record is from RefSeq and is a predicted model, not a curated record. Gene Ontology annotation, biological process: Rac protein signal transduction. Gene Ontology annotation, molecular function: CCR4-NOT complex binding.